GACGUUUUAAAGAAAAGGACAGAACGCGUGUUGAACGAACCACACAAAGUCUCUGCUUGCCACUGUAAUCCCACCGGCUGACGAGAAUUAGAAGAUUCCGUUGCUAAAGCUUGCCUACUUCCCCUGAUAAGGGUAACGUUCACACAUGACGGCGGCUCCCAACCGCAUUUGCAGAGGAGGAAAGAAAUGAAGAUUGUGCCGUCUGGCAAACUUGGGCCCAAAGCUUUAUGUUCAGGUCUAUUAUUAGCUCCUGCCUUCCCCAGCUCUUCUCAAGUGACAGGCAGGUCAGACGGAGCCCCUGGGUCUGAGGAGCUUGCUCGCUGGGCGGGGCGGCUCGGCUUCCCUGGGGCAGUUAGUCAGGCAGCUCCCUCUGUGAGGGAAGAUGGCUGGCAAUGCACCUGAGAAUGACGGGGCCAUGCUGCAGAGUGGCCCCGAGCCCAGCGGCCCAGAGCCCAGCAGCCCCGAGCCCGACAGCCCCCAGCAGAGUGGCCCCGAGCCCAGCGGCCCAGAGCCCAGCAGCCCCGAACCCGACAGCCCCCAGCAGAGCAGUCCUCCAGCCAGGCACUUCUUAAAGGAUGUGAUUUUUCAUGGGAAAUUCAGACUGCUGAAGGCUCUGUCCCCAGAGGAGAACACCAGGUGCCGGCAGGGCCUGUACUUCCAGGAUGGCGAGCGUCGGGUGGACUACGUGCUGACGUACGCGGUGAAGAAGCCCAGUCCAGCCUGCUCCCGCCGCUCCUCCCGCCUCACCAACAACGCCCUGACCCGCAGCCUGAGACGCAGCCUGAGGCGUGGCCCGCGCCCCGCCCUGCCCGACCCCGAGGCCCCCGCCCAGGGCCACAGCCACGACUACCACGAGGACGACAAACGCCUCCACCGGGACGAGUUUGAGUGCAACCUGAGAGACAUGGGCCUGGAGCUGGAGAAGGAUGAGGAUGUGAGUGUGUGCAACAUUUUAGAGAAAAACACGGACACAAAAACUCCUGGAGUGGGGUUUCUGAAGAUACAUGCCCCCUGGCACGUACUUUGCCGAGAAGCGGAGUUUAUGAAGCUCAAGAUGCCAACCAAAAAAGUAUAUGAAGUCCAGCAGGGAAGCAACCUGCUGGAGAAGAUCAACACCUUCAUCAACAGAGCGACAGAAGUGCUGAACCCUAAUGUAGAAGAGACCAGAAAACAUAAUAUGAAGCACCUUUGCUAUGCCUUCUCUAGAGAAAAACAGCACCUGUUUGAUCUGUCAGACAAAGACUCCUUCUUUGACAGUAAAACAAGAAGUUCAAUAGUUUAUGAAGUGCUGAAACGCACAAGAUGCAUUAAAGCCAAAUACAGCAUGGGAAUGACCAGCCUGCUUGGUCGUGGAGUUUAUACUGCAGCUUAUCCCUUACAUGAUGGGGAUGUAGAUGGUGAAAACAUAGAGCUCAACGACAGGAAGCUUCUGUAUGAGGAGUGGGCCAGCUAUAGUGUGUUCUACAAAUAUCAGCCCAUUGGCCUGAUCAGAAAGUAUUUUGGAGAGAAGAUUGGCCUGUACUUCGCCUGGUUGGGGGUGUACACCCAGAUGCUGAUCCCCGCCUCCUUGGUGGGGGUCUUUGUCUUCCUGUACGGCUGUGCCACAGUGGAUGAUGACAUUCCCAGUAUGGAGAUCUGUGACCCCCAGAACAACAUCACCAUGUGCCCCUUGUGUGACCGCGCCUGCAGCUACUGGAACCUCUGCACCGCAUGUGCCACAGCCCGAGCCAGCCACCUCUUUGACAAUCCCGCUACCGUCUUAUUCUCCGUCUUCAUGGCACUGUGGGCUGCUAUGUUUUUGGAGCACUGGAAGAGGAAACAGAUGGGACUCAACUACAAAUGGGAUCUCACAGGUUUUGAAGACGAGGAGGGCCAGCCGAGGAUUGAGUAUGAGCUCGCCGUUAUGCAGAAGUCCCUUAGAAAGGAGCAAAAAACCUGCAAGAAGCCACCGGAGCAAGCGGAGGAACCCACAAACAAGUGGAAGCAAACAGUUCAAUCUGCCCUGGCAGGGCUAAAGCUGACAGAAAAAGAAGAGCUGACGUGUAGAGACAGGUUUCCAGCCUAUAUGACUAAUCUGGUCAUGAUGCUGUUGAUGGUUGGUGUGACCUUUACCAUUGUGUUUGGAAUCAUUCUGUACCGGAUCUCCACCAAGGCUGCCCUGCACAUGAGCUCCAGCCCCACCACCCGCUCCAACGUGCGUCUGACGGUCCUCACCACCGCAGCCAUCAUUAACCUGGUGGCCAUUCUCAUUCUGGACGAGGUGUACGGGAGAGUCGCUCGCUGGCUUACUGUCCUCGAGGUGCCAAAGACUGACAGGAGCUUUGAGGACAGACUGAUCUUUAAGACUUUCAUCCUGAAGUUCUUCAAUGCUUUCACCCCCAUCAUUUACAUAGCCUUCAUCAGGGGCAGACUGGUUGGUCACCCUGGAAGUUAUCUGUAUGUUUUUGAGUCAUACCGGAUGGAGGAGUGUGCUCAUGGAGGCUGUUUGAUGGAGCUCUGCAUCCAGCUCAGUAUCACCAUGCUGGGCAAACAGCUGAUCCAGAACAACCUUUUUGAGAUUGGCAUCCCCAAACUUAAAAAGUUGAUCAGGUACAUAAAAUCAAAGAGGAGCUCCUUCCAGGAGGAGGAGAGGGAAAAAAAACUCCAGCGCUAUGAAACCGACCACUUCCUGGAGCCUUUCGCUGGCCUCAGCCCUGAGUACAUGGAGAUGAUAAUCCAGUUCGGGUUUGUGACCCUGUUUGUGGCCUCGUUCCCUUUGGCACCACUCUUUGCUUUGCUGAACAACAUCAUCGAGAUCCGUCUCGACGCCAAAAAGUUUGUAUCAGAACUGCGGAGGCCGGUGGCUACAAAAGCCAAAGACAUCGGGAUUUGGUACAACAUUCUCAGAGGGAUUGGAAAAGUGGCAGUCAUAAUAAAUGCAUUUGUGAUCUCCUUCACAUCAGACUUCGUCCCACGGCUGGUCUAUCAGUAUAUGUACAGCCCAGAUGGUUCCAUGCACGGGUUUGUAAACCACACCCUGUCCUACUUCAACGUCAGCCACUUCCAGGAGCGCACCAAGCCCAUCGAACCCCUGCAAUUAGGCUUCCAUGUGGACAUAUGCAGAUACAAAGACCACAGGGAGCCGCCGUGGUCCCAGACCCCCUACCAAAUAUCCAAGGAAUUCUGGGCUGUGCUGGCAGCCCGACUGGCCUUCAUCAUCAUCUUUCAGAAUGUGGUGAUGCUGAUGAGUGACCUGGUGGACUGGUUGAUUCCAGACAUCCCUAAGGACAUCAGUGAGCAAAUACAAAAGGAGCAGGUCCUGAUGGUGGAGCUGUUCAUGAAGGAGGAGCAGAGGAAGCUGCAGGUUCUGGACAUCAUGAGCCAACACCGGAAUGUCAAAGAUACCUGCAGCAACUGCGGCCUCAGGCUCCGCCCCUCCUCUAGCCCGGCCCCACCCGCACACCCCAGCACUCGCCCCCUGCCCACCUGUCCACACAUUCCACCCAAUGAGAGGGUCCCCCGGCCGGGAGAGGUGGCAUGGCAAACCGCCAUUUCCCUGGCACCCACUAUCCAAUCAGCUGCUGCCGGGUCACGCUGAGCUAAUGUUGUGGCCCAUGAGCGCUGCCUCACUCUUAAACAGCGCACCAUAUCCUGCAGGGGCCUGCAGUCGGAUUUUCUUGAAUGUCCUUUUUUAAUAUAUAUUCCUUGCCUUUUAUGCAGGGAGAGGGUUCCUUGUUAUCCUGCUUUGCUGACAACAUACUCAUCAUGAAUGCCAAAACACCCGAUUAAUUUAUCAGAUCAUUGCUUUUUUAGAUACGUAGACCUUUUUUUUUCUUAUACAUUUUUUUAGGAUUUUUCCCUUUUUGGUAGCCAAUUGUACCCCGUCUGAUUCAAUUACAGCUAGUAUUAGAUACACCGCCCAUACCCCGUCCCUCAGCGGCCGAAGGAGAACGACAUGCCUUCUCGUCUCAUGCUCGUUGGUGUGAUUCCGAGGCGCCCGAGGUGCUUUAUUGUGCGGCAAUCUACUAACCCUGCCAAGUCCCUCCCUCUGGAGCAGCGAGCCAAUUAUGCUGCUCCACGUGAGCCGGGGUCCCCAGUGUGCAACUGCAGCAAACUGCAACCACAAGUCUGCUGCAUCUUAGCCUGUUGCACCACCGCGGCUCUACGUUACAUUGACAUUUGCUUGCAUAAUUGGUGUAAGGUCUUAGGAAGGAAUGUUCAGUUUUGUUUGUUGUUUUCACAAAUGUGAGAUUGUUGAUUAUUCAGGUAUUUUUUGAAAAUGAAGCAUUGUCGUUGCUACGGCAGACUUCAAGGUCCAAUCUUCAGUUUGUUGAAAAAAACUUCAGGAAGGAAGAGAUACCACGGCAGCAAGUUCUUCAGAAAAUCAGACUUUAUUGGCACAUGUGCACAAAAGCCGGUCCAAAUCCGCAGACUUCAACCUUGAAUAUCAGACUCACACCCAAAUUAUGCACUGCUCUUAUUUCAACUCCUCCUAUAAUUUCUCCAAAAAACAUCAGGUGACUUGGCUGUGCUUCAACUGCUGAGAACCUCUCGGUCCUGAAACCAUGGUGGCAAAUCGCCCCAUUGACUUUCUAAAAAAUAAAUGCUUCUAUUACAUACA
Molecule: messenger RNA, 4600 nt
Organism: Conger conger (European conger)
Lineage: Eukaryota; Metazoa; Chordata; Actinopteri; Anguilliformes; Congridae
Product: anoctamin-1-like
Exons: 26
Coding region: 383-3577 (1064 amino acids)
Biological process (GO): chloride transmembrane transport
Cellular component (GO): plasma membrane
Molecular function (GO): chloride channel activity; protein dimerization activity
Source: RefSeq, a predicted model, not a curated record